GCCAGGGCUCAGUAACGAAACUGUCGAGUGCAUCUUGCAGGUCAUUAACCUAGAGCCAAGCAAGUCAAAAUACCUUUCGAACGUUUCUUAACCUACAAAACACGUUUGCUCACCUUGUAUAUGCCGCGAAAACGUUGGACAAAAUAAAAAUGAGAAAAAUGACUGCCUAGAGAGAUAAGACAUAUUCGCAAAGUGAGUCUGAAGCAGAGAGAAGUCAGCUGAUUUUUUUCAUUUGUCUAUACGCCUGACAGCGUAUGUGCAAAAUGGCGCUCAGUGGGGCCGAUCCGUGGCUUACGGCUUACGAUGGCUGCGAGACAAAAAGAAGAGAAAUCAUGGGCCUCAUCAUGCAGAGAAACCAGCACGGGCGGCAGACCGCUGCCUAUGUGCAGACCACUGCCAAGGCACGCCAAAUGAUUCGGCAGUACAUGGUGGAUGCAACCAAACUCCAAGAAGAACUAUCCAGGAAUACGCUGUUAAUCACCACUGGAGAGGUGGAGCGGCGCCAGUACAUGGCCAACUCAUUACUAAACAAAGGGCGUGAACUCGAUGCAUUGCUCAACAGCAAAGCACCUGGCCAACCUGGAAGGCAAGAGCUUUUUGGCACUGAACUUUCCAGUGUGAGUGAGGGUGGUUGGAAUGGAGAGGAAACCGAAGCCACACAGAAUCUCUCUGUGGGCGAAAUUAGGCAACAACAACAGAGGAUACUUAGAGAACAAGACAAAGGUCUGGAAGGUCUUUCACAUGUUUUGGGUCGGCAAAAAGAAAUGGCCAUUGGCUUCAACGAAGAGCUCAACCUUCACAAUGAGAUCAUUGAUGAUAUAUCUGAGCACACUGACCGCAUGAGGGAACGCCUUAUAAGAGAAACAAGAAAUGUUGCUGUUGUGGAUAAGAAGUCUGGAACCUGUUGGUACUGGUUUGUUAUAGUCCUUCUUAUGGUUGCCAUCAUUGUCAUUGCUGCUGUCAAGUUUUGAGCGCACGUUUGGGUGUUUUGUGGACCCAAAGAUAUUAACCAGUAUGGAAAUCGCACAGAGCCAAUUAUAAUGUACAUAAGACGCAUACAUAUAUACAUAUAUACGUGAAUUGUUGCUUUUUAUAUUUUAUAUAUUAAUCCAAGAUUUAAAAACACACUUUGUACCCAUUUCAAGGCUUGCAAGUUCGUUUAAUUUUUUUUUGUUGUACGCAAUGAAGUAAUAAAUUAUUUUCUUAUGGAAGAA
Molecule: messenger RNA, 1214 nt
Organism: Rhipicephalus microplus (southern cattle tick)
Lineage: Eukaryota; Metazoa; Arthropoda; Arachnida; Ixodida; Ixodidae
Gene: Syx8
Product: syntaxin 8
Source: RefSeq, a predicted model, not a curated record